UAAGUGUGAGGACAGGAGGCUCAGCAGAGGCAGAGAGGGAGGAAAAAAAGAAGCUUGUUGGUUUUAGAAGCUCAGACCGCAGCGUCAGAAAGGAAGCGCUAUAAUCAGCUUGUCGAAUGACUUGGUAAAUUUUUUUUUGUCUUCGUGGGUUUUCUGUUCAGGGACUUUAAGCCAACAUGAACGGUGAUGACAGCAAACAGCGUUUCGUGUCGACCCUCAAGCUGCACAUCCAGCCAUCAAGGAACGGGACGAGGAUGAUUGACAGCAGGACCCGUGUCAAAAGUUCAGAAGCAGAUUCUCUUUCUAAAAAUCUGGACCCACCUGUCUUCAUGGAGCCCCUGGAAGACUGCUGUGCAGAUGAAGGAGGCGACCUUGUGCUGCGAGGCGUUCUUACAGGGAGCCAGCCYAUCAGAGUGACGUGGCUGCAAAAUGGGGAAGCAGCACAUUUUGGAAAACCUUCUUUCAACGGCAGGGAGGUGAAAUUUGUAGUGAGGGAGUGUUUAGCAGAAGCUGCCGGUACCUACACGUGUUUGGCUGAAAACAGUGCAGGAAGGACAUCCUGCAGAGCUGCUGUGGGCAUCAGGGAAUUUGAAAGUACGCAUCGCGUCUCGUCGUUACCCACUUCUGCAUCUGAGAGCACUGUGGAAAACGGACGGUCACCACAAACUCCCAAAGAUGAGCAAGAGGUGUUUAAAAAAGUUUUUAGUUGCUCUCCUACAAGYCCUGAAAUACAGAGCCCAGUCUUUUCCCCAAGAGAAAUCAUCCCGAAGAAGAGAGCCAACUCAGGGACAGGUCCAGUUUUACAUUUCCAAGAUCCACCACAGCACCUGGAGGUGAAGGCGGGACAAACUGCUAAGCUGACGUGUUUUUUCAGUGGAAGCCCUCCUGUAGUCUCGUGUUGGAUCAGAAACAAAGAACAGAUAGCAGAUAGUCCAGAAGAGUGGACAGAAAACACAGAUGAGAGCAGCACACUGGUUCUAGCAGAGGCUAAAGCGGAGCACACGGGUCGAUACACCGUUGUGCUGAAAGACCGGAGAAGCUCGGCACAACACACGCUCACUCUCUCUGUCAUAGACAUCCCGGAGCCCCCCGCUUCGUCUCCCGUGGCCUCCCUGGUAUCCGGGUCCAGUCUUGCGCUCUCCUGGUCRGGCCCCUGCUUCGACGGCGGCAGCGUCGUGCUGGGUUACGUGGUGGAAGUGAGGAAGCAGGGACUCGGCGAGCCCCGAGAGUGGAAGGAGCUCACCAACCGCUGCAAAAGCACCUCAUACAAAGUGUCGGGACUGGAACCUCAGCGGGAGUUUUGUUUCCGAGUCAGAGCGUACAACGCUGUGGGGGUCAGUGAACCCAGCCCGGUUUCAACAGCGGUCAGGAUGGAGCAGAAAGAUUCUGACGAACCCCAAGCAGCCCCUGAGGUGUACACCUGUGUCACCAUUGAUUCCUCCCAUAAAGUCACAGAUCACUACAAYGUGCACGAGAAACUUGGAGGGGGGAAAUUUGGCUUGGUCUACAAGCUGACACACAAAGAGACAGGAAGUGUGUGCGCUGGAAAGUUCUACAAAGGUCAUCGUGCCAAAGAGAGAGAAGCUGCUCGUAAAGAGAUCGAACUGAUGAACUACCUCCAUCACCCCAAACUGGUUCAGUGUCUGGGGGCGUACGACCACAAACGUGAGAUGGUCAUGGUGAUGGAGUUCAUUGCAGGCGGGGAAUUGUUCGAGCGAAUUGUGGAUGACAACUUCGAGCACACGGAGCCUGCCAGUGUGCGCUACAUGCAGCAGAUCCUGGAGGGGAUUGCCUACAUGCACCAGCAGAACAUCGUCCACCUGGACCUCAAACCUGAAAACAUCGUGUGUGUCGACACCACUGGCACGUCCAUAAAGAUCAUUGACUUUGGAUUAGCCAGCAGGCUUGAUGGCAGCGCCCCUCUGAAGGUGAUGCAUGGGACUCCUGAGUUUGUAGCUCCUGAGGUGAUCGGCUAUGAACCCGUGUGUUUGGCCACUGACAUGUGGAGCAUCGGUGUCAUCUGCUACAUCUUGUUAAGCGGCGAGUCUCCGUUCCAGGGUAGCAGUGAGAGUGAGACCCUGGCGCUGGUCACAGCAGCUCAGUGGGAGUUCGAUGACGAGAGCUUUGAGGACAUCACAGACGAGGCCAAAGAUUUCAUCAGCUCACUGCUGAACAAAGACCCAAGGAAGAGGAUGUCCUGUGAGGAGGGCCUUGCCCACCCCUGGAUGGAGAAGUUUGCCUCUGGAGACGUCAAGUCUACCAAGAGUCUGUCCAAGGAGAAGAUGAAGAAGUUUUUAGCCAGACAAAAGUGGAAGAAAGCAGGCAAGGCCAUGCAAGCCUUGCAGAGAAUGGCUCUGUUGUCUAAAAGUGGCAGUUCUGGAUCGCUCAUAAGCCCUAAAAAGGAUGAACCUCUGAGCCCCGAGGCGGAGCAGGCUCUGCAGUCUCUGGAGCGUAAGAUGCAAGGACCACCCGGGUUUACCCAGACCUUGAARGACCAAACUGUAACUCAGGGAUCCUGCGCCCGACUCUCGUGCCACCUGACUGGAUAUCCCGAUCCAGAGGUGGUGUGGCUGUGUGGAGACCAACCUGUGGAGGAAUCAUCCACGGUUCAGAUCAAGUAUGAGGAUGAUGGCUGCUGUACUCUCAUUUUAUCAAAAGUCGUCCCAGAGGACACCAAUGUUUACACCUGCAAGGCAACUAAUGAACAUGGGGAGAUGCUCUGCUCAGCUAAACUAACAGUUCUUCAUUAGAGUUWAUAUAUGGAUGCAAACUAAAACUAAUAAAUAGGAUAUUUCUUGGUGCCA
Austrofundulus limnaeus is the source of this 2804-nucleotide messenger RNA. It is a transcript of the gene mylk5, whose product is annotated as myosin, light chain kinase 5. The record is from RefSeq and is a predicted model, not a curated record. Gene Ontology annotation, molecular function: protein kinase activity; protein binding; ATP binding. The transcript is spliced from 17 exons. Gene Ontology annotation, biological process: protein phosphorylation. The coding region runs from base 177 to 2750 and encodes 857 amino acids. Lineage: Eukaryota; Metazoa; Chordata; Actinopteri; Cyprinodontiformes; Rivulidae.